Molecule: messenger RNA, 1579 nt
Organism: Diospyros lotus (date-plum)
Lineage: Eukaryota; Viridiplantae; Streptophyta; Magnoliopsida; Ericales; Ebenaceae
Product: ABSCISIC ACID-INSENSITIVE 5-like protein 3
Exons: 3
Coding region: 624-1346 (240 amino acids)
Biological process (GO): positive regulation of DNA-templated transcription
Cellular component (GO): nucleus
Molecular function (GO): DNA-binding transcription factor activity
Source: RefSeq, a predicted model, not a curated record
AUGCAUGGCUCGAUUAUCGAUAUGUAAUGUAAUUAUCCACUGAUUAUCCUGAAUAAUUAAAACAACCUGAUGAUUGUUAUCAACAACUACAAGGACGCAUCUCUUGAUAACUAUCAACAGUACGAAUAUAUCUCUUAAUUAUCUUUUUGAAUUUGAUUUGUAAAAUAUAUAUAUAUAUAUUAAAAAUUUGCAAAAGUAACCCACAAUUAAGAAAAUCAAAUCUAUCAUUUUUGUGUCUAGGAAGGUUUGCUCGUCACUACAUUCUGCAUGGGAAUAGAACUGGCUGUUCUCUGAACCCCGCCAAUAUAGCAUCCAAUUUAGUUAUGGCUGUUGAGAUGUGAACUCUCUCCCUCUCUCUCUCUAACGGGUUCUUCUAUCUUUCUGGCGGCUUAAUUUCAUUUUCAUUUUCUCCUCUUUCUUCUUCUUCUUCAAACAUAUUGAUUUACUUCCCGAUUAAGGCUUUGGAUAUGACAUAAUAUAUUCGAAGCAAGCCGUCUUUAAAGCAAUGUCUCCUACUCUUCUUUCUGCUAUUCAAUUCACAGCUUGCUGCUCUUUUCACAGAUGCCAUGCUCUGUUUUUCCGGGAAAAUUUAACCAAAUCCCAGAAAAUUCCCGUUUUCCUUAAUGGGUUGUUACAGGGCCAAUUUCCCCAUUUUGCCUCCAAAUGAUGUUCACUUCGAUGACUUAGCCAAGACUGUGAUCUCCGCCGAUCAAGAAGGAAAAUCCAAUCAAACCCUGUCUUCUUCUUCUUCUUGUUCGUCUUCGUCGGGCUCAAUCUUUCUCGAAAACUUCAGCAGAAAAACUCUGGAUUUUCCGGCGGCCGAUGACAUCAAACCCCUGCACCAAUAUCUGGGUGGUCUUGGGGAUUUUCUAGUGAAUCCUCAGCCGUUGAUGGAAAUUGAUCCGAUGGUGGUGGUACCACAGCAGCAGCCGGACUGGUUCAAGUUUCCGGCGCAGGUUUUUCAGCAUCAAACGGCGGGGUCCAAUUUUCCAAUUUUCCCGGAAUUUGAAACUGCCGGAGUGAAGGCUGACCUGGCCGAGACCCAGCUGGGAUUGCCGGUGCCGGUGGGUAAUGAGAUACAGCGGUGGAUUAAGGAUGAGAUGAUGGAGAAGACGAUUGAGAGGCGGCAAAAGAGGAUGAUCAAGAACAGAGAGUCCGCCGCCAGGUCCAGGGCAAGGAAGCAGGCUUACACCAACAAACUGGAGUUUAAGGCGUCUCAGUUGAAGGAAACAAUUUGCUGUCUCCUUAAGAGAAAGGACAUGAACAUGCUUUUGUCUUCUCCGCAUUCGACCCCAUUGCCAUUGCCCAGAUAUCAGCUGCGAAGAACAAGCUCAGCUCACUUCUAAUUAAGCAGCUGCAAGUAAUGCAUCUCAACAGUUUCCAGACCCAUUCAUUUGAUUCAUUUCACUUUCUUUUUCCCUUGCUUUUUCUUUCCUUGUUACUAGGUAUAUAUUGGCAUCAAAUUCUCUUCUUCUUCUUCUUCCUUUUUUUUUAUUCUUUUUGUCACGAUAAUGGGUGAUUUACCCUUCUUGAGAGUCCAUACUUAACAUGACUUUAAGCAUUAUAAUUUGUUGAAAUA